CAGUUGUCUGUUGGCCAGUGUGGUGAGUGUUGGCUACUGCUACCUCUAUGUGUCCAGCAGGUUAUCCUAGGUGCACCAAGGAUGCCAACUAAUAAUGGAGUAGAACGUGAAGACAACAGGACUAGUCUGGCUCACUCUAGAAUGGAAUAGACUGUUAUAAAAUAGCAAAGUAGGUCGUCUGUAGCUUGGCCUCGUCUCCUGUCACCCCUGGUGUGACGGGGCAGUCACAAGACAUAACCUUGCUGGUGGAAGGUGGGAAAACCUGGCAUCUGGCACUAUGAUGUCCCACGCCUCCUCCUUGGAUGAGAUCAGUGCCAGCUAUGACGUCAAACUUGUGGACCCGGCCUCAGUCCCCAAGAUUCUGUAUGGGCACAAAGAAUCAAUAGAGUCGCUGGUGGACUUCGAGUGGACCCAGGAGUCCAGAGUACUUGUACUGUACACGGGAGGAACCAUAGGCAUGGUCCGUAACGAGAGGGGAAAGCUGGUGCCCAUCCCUCAGGAGCUGGAGCUUAAUAUCCGACGCUUCCCUCACAUGCAUGACGAGAUCUACUCAGCCAAGCGCUUCAACAGCUUCAGCAACCCUCCUCUCGUCCUUCCAGACUGUAAGGACAAGUGUCGAGUGGUUUAUUGGGUUUACGAGUAUGAUCCCCUCCUUGACUCUUCCAAUAUGACGAUGGAUGACUGGAUUCGCAUUGCUAAGGAUAUUCGGGGUGUAUAUGAGAUGUUUGAUGGAUUUGUGGUGUUGCACGGGACUGACACUUUGGCCUACACAGCUUCAGCUCUGUCCUUCAUGCUUGAAAACUUGGGCAAGCCUGUUGUCAUUACUGGUUCUCAGAUCCCCAUUUUUGAGACUCGAAGCGAUGGAAGGGACAACUUCAUUGGGGCAGUGAUAAUAGCGGGGAGGUAUACAAUCCCUGAAGUGACAGUAUUCUUUAAUAACAAGCUAUACCGUGGGAACCGCACAACUAAAGUAUCUACAGGCAGACUUCAAGCCUUCGACUCUCCAAACAUGUCCCCACUGGCUACUGCUGGCAUCUCCAUCCAGGUUGAUUACCGCUCUGUGUUUCAUUCAACCUGCCUGAAGAAAUUUACAGUAUUUGACAGUCUAAAUCGUCACGUGGGUAUUCUGAGGAUAUUUCCCUCUAUAUCUGCUGAGACUGUUUCUGCAUUUCUCCAGCCUCCUAUGGCUGGAGCUGUCAUUCAAACUUACGGUGCUGGUAACAUGCCCUCUAACCGCACUGACAUUAUCAAGGUGCUGGAAGAAGCAACUGAGCGAGGAGUGAUCUUGGUUAACAUUACUCAGUGUAUGCACGGCUCUGUAGACACCAUUUAUGAGACAGGAGAGGGUCUGGUGCAGGCUGGAGUGAUGGCAGGUCUGGACAUGACACCUGAAGCAGCACUUACCAAACUUAGCUAUGUCUUGGCCAAGAAAGAAUGGGACAGUGAUGCCAAGAAAGCGAUGAUGACCACAAAUCUACGAGGUGAAAUGACUGUAGUUAACCAGGAAGAUGAGGAGUCGAGGGAAUUGGAUGUCAUAAGCUCCAUAGCUCGUGCUCUCCAUCUGUCCUCUAGUGAAGAUAUUGAACAUGUCAAGGAACUUCUCAUUCCCACACUUUUCUUCUCUGCAAUUAGUAAUGCCGACUUAAAACGGCUGGAAGAAAUUUACCGUAAUGGUAUUGAAAUUAACCUGCAGGAUGCCUCUGGCUGGACAGCUUUACACAUGGCAUGUAAUGAGGGACUGACUGAUGUGGUGACAUGGCUGCUGAAGCAUGGUGCCUCAGUACACAUCAGGGACAGGCUGGGACGGACACCCCUCAGUGUGGCCAUUGAGAAUGAUCACCACAAGGUAAUUGAGCUGCUAUUAAAGACGGGAGCACAUCUUACUGAAUCUACACAAAAACUUGGGGAGGAACUUGUGACAGCAGCAGGAGUGAACAAUAAGAAAAGGCUUAUGUCGUAUUACCUGGCUGAAGCAGACCUCUCUAACAGUGACCCUUGUGGCCGUACUGCCUUACAUGCUGCUUGCACAGUGGGAUCAGUGGAAUGUGUACGUUUCCUUUUGGAUGCUAAUGUUCCUACUGAUGUGCGUGACCGUACUGACCUCACACCAGUUAUGUGUGCUGAGAUCAAUAACAACCAGCACUUGGUGGAACUGAUAGCUGCCCAUGAGGAGAUAAAUGAGGAAGUGCGUCACAGCGUGAGACACUGAGAACCACCACAAAGAACAUAAUCACUCCCAAUAGAUCUAUAUUCCUUAUAUACUCUUACUUCUUUCUGUAGAUAAUCAGUGGGUAUUACUACAAAGAAAAUGGUACUGGUAGGCUACCAUAUUAAUAUCAUGCAGUGUUAUAUAAUAAAAAUAAACUCUUUGCUAUAUGUAUAAUUAUGAUUCAUUAACUUUGUAAAUAGCUGUAGGCAUUGUUAUUUAAUCUAUAAGUGUCCAGUUUUAAUAUUCAUUAUAAUAGCUUCUAAUCAUAAAGUCAUGUAUACAGUGUUUCAUAUAAAUAACAAUUCUAUAGAAUAUAGAAAUCCAUGUAGAAAGUAAACUCUGUUUAAAAUAACAUUUUGCUAUCCAUGAUACUAUUAUCAAAGCCCUAUAAGGCAAGGAAGUCAUUUUCUGAAAAAAAUUCUAAUUUCUGUAUAGUGUCCUAUAUACUGUACAUACUUCUUUUCUCUUUGAAAUGUAUAUAGUAUAUUGUAAAUUUAUUUUCAUCAUUAUUAUAUUUUUGUAAUUUAGUAUAUAAAUCAUGAUCUAAAUGAAUUUCCAAGAUUUUCUGUAUCACAUUCAAACCCAUGAUAUUUCUGUAUCACCUUCAAAUCCACAGUACUGUAUUUCAACAGUAUUAUUACUUUAUUAACUAAGAUUUGAAUAAUGGCUCAGCAACAUGGAUUUUUUAUUUUCCUGUUCAAAGGUCCAGCUUUUAGUUUGGAAACUAUUUGUUGUUUUAUGCUAGUGUAAUGGGUGUAUAUGUUAUGAGUGGAGGGAUGAGAGCUUGAGAUGAAUAUAGUAUUGUGUUUGUGCUCCAUUUAGUUUGUACAAGAAGCAGAGAAGAUCCUUCCUCCGUAAACCAUGCAUGUCGUAAGAGGCGGCUAAAAUGCCAGAAGCAAGGGGCUAGUAAACCCGUCUUUUAUGUAAAUUACUAUAUGUAAAAAGAAGAAAAACUUUCUGAAAUUGUUUCUUCUUUUUUGGGUCACCUGCCUCGGUGGGAGACAGCUGGUGUGUUAACCCUUCGACUGUCGCGGCCGUAUAUAUACACCUACCAUCCGACUUACGACCUGCUCGACUUACGACCACUCGACUUACGACCGUGUUUUUUAUGCCAAAUUUCUGGGAAAUAAACAACUAUUUGUGUUGUACACAGUGUUUAUCCUAAACCUUACAGUAUAAAAUACAGUACUUACAGUAUAAAAAAUAAAGUAAAACAUGAAAUACCAAAAUAAAACAAUAAAAUAGUCAUUACAAAAAUGUUUUGUUGAUAUUCAGUAGUAAAGUUCGACUUACGACCAUUUCGGCUUACAACCAGUUUCUCGGAACCGAACUCGGUCAUAAGUCGGAUGGUAGGUGUACGUUUUAUGAGGUACCGUGUUUGACAUAUAUAUACUGUACUCAUAAAUUCUAGCGGCAUCAAAUCAAGCAGGAGAAAGCUGGUAGGCCCACAUGUGAGAGAAUGGGUCUGUGUGGUCAGUGUGCACCAUAUAAAAAAAAAUCCUGGAGCACGCAGUGCAUAAUGAGAAAAAAAAAACUGGCCGUUUUUUUUAAUUAAAAUGCCGACUUUGUGGUCUAUUUCCGUAUAGUAUUUAUGAUUGUAUUCUCGUUUUCUUGGUCUCAUUUGAUAGAAUGGAAAACAUAUUAUAGAAAUAGAGGUGAUUUUGAUUGAUUUUACUAUAAAAAGAAACUGGAAAUGGAGCUCAAAGUAGGGGAAAUGUUUGAUUUUUGCCAAUGUUCAAAAGUAAACAAAUGAUGUCAUUGUCCAAUAAAUGUCCAACUAGCCAUUCUAAUAUGCAGUCAUGAAUGGGUUGAUGUUAUUUAUACAAUUAUUACAGUAUUACUGUAGUCUGCAUAAUAGUAAGUCUUCUAUUUUUUGUUUGAAUAAAAAUUCAAAAUAGAAAGCAAGAGUAAUAUCAGAGGGGCCUGGAGACAUGACUGAUGAACAAAGAAAAUGUUAUUUUAGAGCCAGGAAUGUCUGCAUUGUUCAUUCUGGACCUUAUUUUGAAAUAGUCAUAUUUUUAAUUUUCAUGAAAUUGGCCAAAUUGCAAAUUUCUGACCACAUUAUUGGGUAGUUGAAAUCGGUAAAUGGGCAGUUUCUUGUACUCAAUCGAUAGAAAAAAUGGAGUUCUAAAGAAAUACCUAUGAGUUUGGUCGACUGGAAGAACGGAAUUAGCCAAAAAUAGGGCUCAAAGUGGGCGAAAUCGCCAAUUUGUAAAUAUCACCGAGGUCACUAACUUCGCUAGAGCAUAAUUCCGUCAGUUUAUCAUCAAAUUUCGUUUUUUUUUGUGUCAUUACAAUCAGGAAAGGAUUCUCUAUCAUUUCAUAAGAAAAAAUAAUUUUUUUUUUUAAAUUUGCAACACCAGGAGACGCCUCAGGAUUGGGGGUUGCAACAGUCAAGGGGUUAAAAAACAUACUUUUUCUGUUGCUAAUCUUAUAAUAUUUGUGGGUGUGCAAGCUUAGGUAUAUGUGAGGCUGACUAAUGUGUUGUGAUUGUGUUGGGGACUAGUACAUAAAUAUAAAUGUGUAUGGGUGUAUAUGGGUGUAGCUUGACUGAUAGUGAAGUAAUUAUUUUGGUAUGGCAGGAAGAGAUUUUUAAUUUGUUUGAAUUUCCUUUCUCAGGAUGCAUUGUGAUCAAUUAAUUUCUAAAUUUUGAAUAUGAGCACAAUCUAAUGAUUGUGUUGCAAUGUAUAAUGAAUGUGUUGAAAUGUACAAUGAAUAAUUUGUUGUAUAAAAAUUAAAUGUUUCAUAAUGAAUUGCAUUACUCUAAGAAAAACAAUCAUAUAUGUAAAAUUUAGAAGGGGAGUCUGAUGUCCAACACCUGACAGCCAGAAAGGAAGCAUCAGCAUGGGAAGUCCUUGCAGAAUUUUGGGAGAAUAAGAUAUGCUGUGAGUAGAGAAGUUGGAAGGGGACAGCACUACAGCUGGUGGCUGCUCCUGCAAGGUUUUGUGAAAAAGGAUCUUUUCUUAGGAAAGAAUGAAAAGCAGGGGUGUCGUGCAUACACUAAGAGACAACACAAAUGUCAGGGGUCAAUACUGACUGUCUUCAAGAGGGAGCUGGACAGGCACCUAAAGCAAGUACCUGACCAGCCUGGCUGUGGUUCAUAUGUUGGUUUGUGUGCGGCUGGCAUUAAUAGCCUGGUUAAUCAGGCCCUGAUAUACUACGAGGCCUGGUCAUGGACCAUACUGCAGGGGCAUUCACCCCAGAACACCUUUCAGGUAUACUUCCGGUAUAUGCAUGUGGUUGUUUCUAUUACUAAGUAAAAUAGCAGGCUGACUGUAUCUUGAAGGUGUGUAGCGUAACAUUAAAUUCUAAUAUCAUUACUAUGCUUACAAAACUGCAUAAAAGUAUAAAUAUAUUUUAAAA
Messenger RNA from Cherax quadricarinatus, 5572 nucleotides. RefSeq names its product L-asparaginase. NCBI's taxonomy places the organism in Eukaryota, Metazoa, Arthropoda, Malacostraca, Decapoda, Parastacidae. The record is from RefSeq and is a predicted model, not a curated record. Gene Ontology annotation, biological process: amino acid metabolic process. Gene Ontology annotation, molecular function: protein binding; asparaginase activity.